Physcomitrium patens is the source of this 2104-nucleotide messenger RNA. Its product is annotated as triacylglycerol lipase 1. NCBI's taxonomy places the organism in Eukaryota, Viridiplantae, Streptophyta, Bryopsida, Funariales, Funariaceae. Gene Ontology annotation, molecular function: hydrolase activity, acting on ester bonds. The record is from RefSeq and is a predicted model, not a curated record. Gene Ontology annotation, biological process: lipid metabolic process.
AAGGGGCUGUUACUAUCCUCGUUUGAUCCCCGCUUGGGCUAAGUGGUCCUGAAGGUUGAUCUGGGUGUAGAGGAUUACGGGAUUCGUUGCCACUGGUUUACGAUUAAGAGACUGGGACGGCGUAGAAAAGGAGCUGUGGUUAGGAUUGUGUCAGGGUUUGUUUUGCGCAUGAUGGGUGGAGGUGUCUGUAAGGGGUUGAGAUGGAGAGUGCUGCGGACGAGCUAGGGCUGUAAUAGUAAUAGGAUGAAACCUUUUCGAUGUCUUUCCAGAAACAUGUGAUGUGUUCAUCUCUAUGUUUAUUUGUGUGAUACAGUGGAGAAGGAUUGCUCCCAGCGAGUACCAGCAUUGUUAUUCCAAUCUCUCUGUUAUCUGGCACCUGAGCGGAAUUCGAGCUCAGACUGCGCCCAAUUGAGUGGGUAUGCGAGAUCCGAUGAUUCUGUAAAUAGGUUUGUUUGUGGUUAUGGAGGAUCGCAGCUGAGAUUGGCAGAAAGCAGUUGAGGUAUCUAGACUAAUUGCGCAAUUGGAUACUUGCCCCAGUUCUCUAUUUCACAGUACCCGUUUUCCGAGCCAUGGUUACAAGUACAUUUCUUCUUCGAUUUGUGACUCUUGCCUUGGUUCUCACGACGAUUUGCGCUGAUGAGGGGAGGAGUGGUUUAAAAGAAGAGAAGGGCAUGUGUGAUAUGGUCCUGAAUGGAACCGGUUACCCUUGCACAGAGUACACUGUAGAGACCGCGGAUGGAUUCCUUUUAGGGUUGCAGAGAAUAUCGCAUGGAAUUGAAAAGUCACAUGGAGCGAAUAAGUACCCCGUGCUACUUCAGCAUGGAUUAUUUCAAGGAGGUGACGGUUGGGUCCUGAAUUUCCCUGGUCAGUCUCUGGGUUUCAUUCUCGCGGACGAAGGUUUCGACGUGUGGAUUGCAAAUGGACGUUGCACAAGAUGGAGUCAUGGACACAAGUCGUAUUCUAGGCACGACAGGGGUUACUGGGACUGGACUUGGGAUGAGCUUGCUCAGUAUGAUCUUCCCGCCAUGCUUGAAUUUAUAGUGACAACGACCGGGUCGAGGGUGUUCUACGUUGGACACUCUCAGGGGACAAUCCUGGGAUUAGCGUCAUUUACUCAACCAGCUGUAACGGAUAUGUUGGCAGCAGCAGCGUUACUAAGCCCCAUCUCGUACCUCGACCACAUCUCAUCGAAUUUCAUCAACAGUGCUGCACAUCACUACAUCGACAGGAUGGUGAAGACCAUGGGCUUGCGGGAGUUCAAUCUCAGGAGCGAGGUAGGGGUGAGACUCAUGGACUGGGUAUGUCAACGAGAGGACGUCGACUGUGGUGACCUCUUGGCAGCCAUCACGGGCCCCAACUGCUGCUUCAACGUCACCCGCAUCCCCUACUACCUGCAAUUCGAACCACACUCCACGUCUUUGAAGAACCUGGCUCACCUAGCGCAGAUGAUAAGGAGAGGGACAUUCUGUAAGUACGACUACGGCUUUGUCGGCAAUCUACAGCAUUACCUGAGCCUAACUCCACCAAAUUAUGAUCUCACCACCAUCCCGGGAUCUUUGCCUCUGUGGAUGGCAUCUGGAGGUAACGACGCUUUGGCUGAUCCUGUCGAUGUUGUACACACCAUUGAGCAGCUCCAGAGAAAACCAGAAAUUGUGGUUCUGCCUGAUUACGGUCACAUUGAUUUCAUUCUCAGUAUUCAAGCAAAGGUGGAUUUAUAUGACGGUAUAGUUGCCUUCUUCAGAGCUCAUGCAGAUCGUUGUAAAGCAGGCAUUUCCCAAGUCAUUUAAGUUCCUGAACUGGCUUCUAUCUACUAUUUAUUUAUGUACAUAACUUAAGAUUUCAGUAUCUGUAUAGACCUUACAUGAAGAGGCCAUUUGCUUGCAGUACUAAACCACCUAUUUCAGUAUGUUGCCGUGUACAAACGGUCUCUAGUUAGAUGUUUGAUUAUUAUUAUUAUUAUUUUUUGAGGCAUGAAUACCCACUUUGGUUAAUUUUAGGCAUUUUUCUGACAUUUCAGAUUGUAUAUAAAAUCUGGAUGAAGUUGGUAGACUGCGUUUAGUUGAACUUCUUGCUGAUUUUUUUAUGACAGUGUCCUUUAACGGCU